UUUUUAGUGGCUCUUGGCGUUCAAAGGGUUACUUGUCAAUUUCAAGGAUUUAUUUUACUGUUCAUUAGGUACUGGCCCAAUGUAUAUUAUAUUUAUCGGUUUCUUGUCCAUUAAAUUAAAUUAAUAAUUUAUACCCUAGAGAAUGAUUUAAUUACUUAAGAACAUUACGGUCAGUCGAGGGAAGUUUUCAGUUUGAUUCCAAAAGUAGUCUCAGAACAGACUAUGGAAAAGUUGUCGUCUGACAUGUUGGAAGAUGAUUUCAUCAAAAUAUUUGAACCGAUCCACGGGGUACAGUCUUUAGCGGGUUUGCAUCGGGUCAAAAUAGAACAUAAAUACGUUACAGCUCCAUCUCUUUACUAUCAGAUCUACAGCUCUGUUGUAUGGGCACUGAAUAUUAUAGCGGCCGUUUACUUUGUGUUGAACUGCGAGAUAAAACUGGAAGGUAUAUCAAACGUGUAUGCUUUGCAAAUUUGCGAGUUUGUCAUCGUAAUGAUAAACGCCGUUAUUGCCUUUCGAAAUAACUUCUGCGACGGGACUUUAAAUAGCCAAAUCUAUGUGAAAUUACAAAAACUUGACCGUGUAGUCAAAAUGCACGCAGCUGUAAACUCUAAUCGGAAAAUGUAUUUACUUUCUGCUUUAUUAGCUGUCGUUGUUCCCGUCUGUUGGUGCAUAGUCAUAUGCAUGCUUAAUUCAAUAUGCAUGCUGAGUGUAUGCCCUGCGCUUUUCGUUGUCCAAUUUUCGACUGUGGCAUCUUAUACGGAAAAUGUUUUGGCCGCAACAAUCCUAUUGUUCUUGGCGAAGAGAUUAAACUAUGUCAAUGAUACUUUGGAAAAUGAAGCUAAGAGAUUGAGGGAUUCAAAUAUAUCGGUCGCGGCUACCCAAUAUUAUCGAGAAAAGGAACAGGACCAAAACAAACUUGUAGUGGCUAUUCAUUACAUUUUGGACUCUUGGGCGGAUUGCAUUCGACUAUUCCAGUUUCAGGUAGGUAAAUAUUUAGAUGUAGUAAUCUGCACAGGUAAGUACCUACUUAAUCAAUGUAGCAAUUAACAGUAAUCUACGCAGCAGUGUUGGGCAAAAAGUAGUUGGAUUACAGAUUAACGACUAUGAUUAUAAAAUGUCGUUUUAACUACAAAUUACAAUUACUAGGAGAAAGUAGUUGACCAUUUGAUUAACGAGUACUUACUACAUUUUGUAGUUAGUAAUCGAAUUAAUAACUACAUUUUGUAAUUGUAAUCUGUAAUAAAUUAAUUUAUGUUUCCCAAAGCAGGUUA
This is a messenger RNA of Cydia pomonella (codling moth), 1271 nucleotides long. RefSeq lists its product as uncharacterized. The record is from RefSeq and is a predicted model, not a curated record. The coding region runs from base 223 to 1047 and encodes 274 amino acids. The transcript has a single exon. Lineage: Eukaryota; Metazoa; Arthropoda; Insecta; Lepidoptera; Tortricidae.